This is a messenger RNA of Cottoperca gobio, 2576 nucleotides long. It is a transcript of the gene slc15a1b, whose product is annotated as solute carrier family 15 member 1b. The coding region runs from base 1 to 2199 and encodes 732 amino acids. Gene Ontology annotation, cellular component: membrane. The record is from RefSeq and is a predicted model, not a curated record. Lineage: Eukaryota; Metazoa; Chordata; Actinopteri; Perciformes; Bovichtidae. Gene Ontology annotation, biological process: oligopeptide transport; transmembrane transport. The transcript has 23 exons. Gene Ontology annotation, molecular function: transmembrane transporter activity.
AUGGAAGACAAGGACGAGGUGAAGAAACCCAAGCAAAAAAGUGCUGCUAUCUGUGGUUAUCCAGUGAGCAUCUUUUUCAUCGUGGUCAAUGAGUUCUGCGAGCGUUUCUCCUACUAUGGCAUGAGAGCCGUGCUCGUGCUGUACUUUAAGUACUUCCUGAAGUGGGACGAUGACUUCGCCACCACCAUCUACCACACCUUUGUGGCUCUCUGCUACCUGACACCCAUCCUGGGAGCCAUUGUGGCGGAUUCAUGGCUCGGCAAGUUCAAGACGAUUGUUUACCUGUCCAUCGUUUAUGCGCUGGGACAGGUUAUCUUGGCAAUAAGCGCUAUCCAUGACAUCACAGAUGCAAACAGGGACGGCACCCCCGACAACAUAACCGUACACAUAGCUCUGUCUAUGUUGGGUUUGAUCCUCAUUGCCCUGGGGACAGGAGGAAUCAAACCCUGCGUGGCUGCCUUUGGUGGAGACCAGUUUCUAGACCAUCAGGAGAAGCAGAGAAGCACCUUCUUCUCCAUCUUCUACCUGUCCAUUAAUGCUGGCAGUCUGCUGUCCACCGUCAUCACCCCCAUCCUCAGAGCUCAGCAGUGUGGUAUUCACACCAAGCAGCAGUGCUACUCGCUGGCCUUCGGCGUCCCCGCUGCUCUCAUGGUGGUGGCUCUGAUUGUGUUCAUUGUUGGAAAUCGCAUGUACAUUAAGACCCCCCCUCAAGGCAACAUCAUGGUGAAAGUCUGCAGUUGCAUCGGGUUUGCUAUCAAGAACCGCUUCAGGCAUCGUGCUUCUGAAUUCCCGAAGAGAGACCACUGGAUGGACUGGUCUGAGGAGAGAUUCGAUAAACUCCUGAUCGCCCAGGUGAAGAUGGUGCUGAAGGUGCUGUUCCUCUACAUUCCUCUGCCCAUGUUCUGGGCUCUCUUUGACCAGCAGGGCUCCAGAUGGACCCUCCAGGCCACCACCAUGAACGGCAACUUUGGGUUUCUCACAAUCCAGCCCGACCAGAUGCAGACUGUCAACCCUAUCUUGAUCCUGAUUCUGGUACCGAUCAUGGACAGUUUAAUCUACCCGCUGAUUUCCAAGUGCAAACUAAACUUCUCUCCGUUAAAGAGGAUGACUGUGGGGAUGUUUUUCGCUGCUCUUGCGUUCGUCGCUGCUGGCCUGAUCCAGCUACAGAUUGAUCAAACCCUGCCACAGUUCCCUUCAAACACUGAAGGACAAGUGAAGUUCAUCAACAUGAUUAACAGAACGCUGGAUGUCAGAGCCGGAGACAACGCAUUUACCUUGCAGCCUUUCACGGCCAAUGAUGAAUACCUGACCUUUGAUGAUUCAUUUCUUCUGGAUCUGGGGUCUAAUAGCAAUUCCACAGAGAGUUUAGUGGACAGCAAUCGGACUACCUCCGUCAUCAUUCAGGAUGGGUCCAUACCCAGGACUAUACGGUUCAAUGACAUCAAAAAAAAGCCGGAACAGGGCACUAAUGCUAUCAGAUUUUUCAAUGGAUUUGGCUCAGUUUUGAACGUAAUGUCAGGUGACCUAACCUUUGGGAACAUCACCACCAACAACAUGUCACUCUACGUCACGUUACCGCAGGGACUUGCAGAGUUCAGCAUCAAGGAUACUGCUGGACUGGAAGAGUGCGUUUACAAACAAGAGCUGGGCUUCGGCAGCUCCUUCACCUUGCUCAUCCCGCCAACUUUCCAAUUUGGACAAAACUGUGAACAGAGCAUCCGAUCAGUGAUGGACAUCAAGCCCAACACCAUCCACAUGGCCUGGCAGAUCCCUCAGUAUUUCCUCAUCACUGUAGGAGAGGUGGUGUUCUCCGUCACCGGCCUGGAGUUCUCCUACUCACAGGCCCCCAGCAACAUGAAGUCUGUGCUGCAGGCUGGUUGGCUGUUAACAGUUGCCGUAGGUAACAUCAUCGUGCUCAUUGUCGCUGAGGCCGCGACGCUCGGAGAUCAGUGGGCUGAGUACAUCCUCUUCGCCUCUCUGCUGUUGUUAGUGUGCAUCAUCUUUGCCUUCAUGGCCCAUUUCUACACCUACAUGGACCCGGCCAAGAUCGAAGCCCAGUUUGCCCAGAAGGAGCCUGAAGAGAAGGAGAAGAGGAAGAGUGUGGAGAUGAGCCGGAAGGACUCGGUUGAGAACCGCAGCAAGCGCAGGAGUUCCGACUCCAGCUCUGACGAGGAGGAACCCAAACAGACGACGUUCUAAAGCGACGCUCCUCUCCGGCUUCACAGGUGCUGCUCCGUUGUGUUUCACGGACAUGUGGUGGUUAGAGUGAAUGGAGGACCUGAGUGAAACAGUGCUGACUGAGCUCUUGGUGGACAGUGUGUAGUGAAGGAUCAUGGCAGAGAUCAUUCAAACACUACUUUGUUUUUUAGGUUACUCAUAAAAUUUAAAACCCUGGAUCUUUAUCGGUUAGUAAUUGAUGCUUUUGUUGUUGUAAACUAGUUUAGAAACAAAAAGGACCUGAAGAUGUUGCACAUACAAUACACAUACAAAUCAACCAUUCCAACAUACAUAUUUAUUUCCAAGCAGUGUUUUGUAAUAUAUUGUGUUAUAAAUAUAUAUAUGAUGUUCUAAUGUGC